CGCCACUAUCCCUCUAUCCAGCCGGCGGCCUGUCUGGAUGACAAGACUGCUGUGGUUGACUCUGUGUACUGCUAAGCUUCAGUUCUGCUGAGGAGAGACCUACUCGCUGAGUACUACUACUAGCAAGAGUGACUUCCAUCCGCAACCAUGAGAGGGGAGCAUACUGUCAAACAGUUGCAAUAUGACAAGCGGCAGUAUCACAGGCACCUGAGGGGGUGGUUUAGCUAUGCUUUUGCAAGUGAAGUCUUCGUCAUCGUCUCCUUGACCCUCUUCCUCCCAAUAUGUCUGGAACAGUUUGCGCGUGACAAUGGUUAUCUUUUGCCAGACAAAACACAACCGUGCAAUACAGCCAUACCCGCCCCCGCUUCCCCUGACGUUGAAGACGCGCGUUGCGUGGUCAAGCUUGGCUGGCUAUGGAUAGAUAGUGCCAGUUUCAGCCUGUAUAUCUAUUCCGCGUCGGUCGCACUUCAGGCUCUCACCGUCAUCUCCAUGGGCGGGAUCGCAGACCACCCUCCCCAUCGCAAGAAGCUCCUCUUAGCUUUUGCUGCGCUAGGUUCCAUCUCUGCCAUACUUUUUCUCCUCAUUCCGUCCACUUCUCCUGCGUGGCCCAUCGUCGCGCUGCUUGCUGUUUGCGCGAACGUCGGUUUCGGCGCGUCCAUCGUCGCACUGAACGCCUACAUCCCAACUUUGGCCCAGGGCGCGCAAGAGGUCGUCGAGGCGCGUGCCAAGCUCGCUCGCCACACCCGUUCGGCAGAACUACCCACAGAACCGCACGAUUCGGCGGACGUCGCAUCAGAAGCAGAUGAACCUUUGCUCGCGCAGGCAUCAGACGAAGAUGACGCGCGCGCGGCGAAGGCGGAGCACGACAAGAUCCUGUCGACGACGACCUCGCGCAUCUCCUCGCAAGGGAUCGCGCUGGGAUAUGCCUCGGGAAUCGUCAUGCUGCUCCUCACGCUCAUUCCUGUGCGGGCGAUGAAGGGCUCGACGGACGCGCUCCGGCUCGCAAUCGGCCUCAGCGGGAUAUGGUGGGCGGUGUUCUCACUCCCGGCCGCGGUGUGGCUCCCUGGGGCUGCUACUAUUGCACAAGCAGCGCACUUGCUGGAGGAGGACGGUGAUAGCGUCCCCUUACGAGCAACGCCGGACGAGCAGAAAUGGAGCAUGACGCGCGAAAUUGCUCGUGCGUGGAGAAGGCUGGGACAGAUGCUACGGUGGCGGGAGAUCAAGAAGCUCCGCAACACUUUCACUUACCUCGCCGCGUGGUUUCUCCUCUCCGAUGGAUUCACGACGAUCACGUCGACCGCCCUCCUUUUCGGGAAGACAACGCUACACAUGCCAGCAUCGUCGCUGGUCCUCAUAGGCGCGCUCACGCCCUCAGCAGGCAUCCUCGGCUCGCUCGUCUGGCCGAUGGUGCAGCGCCGCGCGGGCUGGUCAAACAUGCGCGUGCUCGUCGUGCUCGUCGCGAUGGCCUCAGCGAUCCCCGCGUACGGAUGCUUCGGCUUCUUGCCCGUGUUCCAGAAAGGCAGCGUAAAGUUUGGAGGGCUAACAACUCCAGCGGAGAUGUACGUCCUCGCGGUAUACUUCGGCUCCGUAUAUGGCGCAUUCCAGGGGUACGCGCGCGCGUUCUACGCCGAAUUCAUUCCCCCUGGCGAGGAGGCGCGGUGGUACGCCCUUUUCUCCAUCACCGACAAGUCGAGCUCGUUCGUCGGACCGCUCGUCGUGGGCCUCAUCGCAGACACGACGGGCAACAUCCGCUACGCGUUCUUCUUCCUCGUGAUCAUGAUCUGGGCCGCGGUGCCUGUGCUGAUGGCGGUCGAUGUUGAGCGCGGGCGGGAGGACGCCCAGCGGUAUGCCGCGCAUGCGGCGAUGUGAGGUGGGCCUUCGUUCGUGUUAUCUGGAUGGGUGCGUUGUUCUGUUUAUAUUGUCACGUUUGCUAUCUUGCUUUGUCUAUAUAUCAUUCGCUCGGCUGUCUUCAAAUCUACGGGCGUAGUAUCGUAUAUAUGGAUGCAGAAGGCUAGAAAACCACGAACGUCUGGAUUGGACCACUACCAGCACCAAAGUGCAACCUCGCCGACAUAUUCGUGAAACCGCCCGCGAUUGUGUUCAUCCUCAAGAUCCAUGGACUCAGGAAGUCUCGGGUCUACUCCGAGUGACAAACGCUCCAGUCUCUGCGCACCUUCGGCAGCGCGACACCGCAGGCACUCCAGCACGGUGUCCAUAGUCUGCGAUUUCCACCAAACGGGAUAGAGCGUAACCUCCUUGAGGGCAGGACAGCGCACCCCAACGUGCGCCUCGCCGACUCCGUUCGGCAAUCCGGGGCCUGUUUGGAGAGAGCCAAACAACCCGCCGGGCAGCUCGAGCAUGUCGCGGCUCUGGACGUGGUGGAGCUUGAGCGUCUGGAGCGCCGGAAACGCCUCGAACACGACGUCCCAGGUCCCGGGGGAAAAGUCGAGCGUGCCAGAGAGCUCCAGCGUCGUCAACGCGAGCCCAAAGACGGUCGGGAGCCGCAGCACUUCCUGGUCCAGCUCCCGGGACCACGACGCAGGGGGUUUGUGGAGGAACAGCCGCAGGUCGAAAGGGGGAGAACCGCUGGCGUACACUUUUCUCCCCUCGUGCUUGACUUCGAGGGCGACCGAGGAGACGGAUUGGAGG
Trametes versicolor FP-101664 SS1 is the source of this 2649-nucleotide messenger RNA. RefSeq names its product autophagy-type protein 22. The coding region runs from base 148 to 1869 and encodes 573 amino acids. Gene Ontology annotation, biological process: amino acid transmembrane export from vacuole. The transcript is spliced from 8 exons. The record is from RefSeq and is a predicted model, not a curated record. NCBI's taxonomy places the organism in Eukaryota, Fungi, Basidiomycota, Agaricomycetes, Polyporales, Polyporaceae.